Filobasidium floriforme is the source of this 744-nucleotide messenger RNA. RefSeq names its product concanavalin A-like lectin/glucanase domain-containing protein. The transcript is spliced from 2 exons. Gene Ontology annotation, molecular function: hydrolase activity, hydrolyzing O-glycosyl compounds. The record is from RefSeq and is a predicted model, not a curated record. The annotation marks the transcript as partial. NCBI's taxonomy places the organism in Eukaryota, Fungi, Basidiomycota, Tremellomycetes, Filobasidiales, Filobasidiaceae. Gene Ontology annotation, biological process: carbohydrate metabolic process.
UUCUGGCGCCCUUCUUUCGAUCCGUCUCGUCCCGUCUCUUUGGAAUGGGAGCACAAACUGGGACAUGGCGAGGGUGGAUGGGGGAAUAACGAGCUGCAGAGCUAUACCUCUAGCCCGGAUAAUUCGUUUCACACCUCUGAUGGCAAGCUGGUCCUCCGGGCCAUCCAAUCGAGGGACGGCGCAACCCCGACCAGCUCCCGGCUCGUUAGUCGUACCCGCUUGACCCAUCCUCGAGGCCACCUUUUCGCCACCCUCACACUGCCCUGUGCGACGGGCAUCUGGCCUGCGUUCUGGUUGCUUCCCUCUGAGCCGUUUACCUGGCCAGGUGAAGGCGAGGUAGAUAUCGCCGAGACGUGGAAUGGAUCGGGAGAGAAUCAUUCUUGUCUCCAUUGGGGUUUCUAUACGGCUGAGGACGCUGGCAAGCAUCGAUCCGUCAAGACGAGCGUGAAGGGGAUGGGAAGCAGGCCGCUCAGGUUUGACUUUUAUUGGGAUGCGCCGGCAAAGAGGUUGGUGUGGGUCAUGGAAGGUCGACCGGUGAUGCGGACAUCGUUGCCGGGCGGGUUGAGACCGAUGGAGGAGUGGAACAUCUUGCUCAAUGUCGCCAUGGGUGGGAACGUAUGCGAAGGACAAGUGCCACAAGAAGGAGCAUACGACUUGGUCGUGCAUGAGAUCUCGAUGUCGAAGAUUGAGCCCAAAGCGAUCGAUCGCUUCUGGUCCAAGGCGGUCGAGGGCAAGACGUUGUAG